Molecule: messenger RNA, 2283 nt
Organism: Rasamsonia emersonii CBS 393.64
Lineage: Eukaryota; Fungi; Ascomycota; Eurotiomycetes; Eurotiales; Trichocomaceae
Product: Protein kinase family protein
Exons: 8
Coding region: 1-2283 (760 amino acids)
Biological process (GO): protein phosphorylation; tRNA export from nucleus
Cellular component (GO): cytoplasm
Molecular function (GO): protein kinase activity; ATP binding
Source: RefSeq, a predicted model, not a curated record
AUGUAUACUGACGGCCGUGAAUCACAGGACGAUGGCUCCAACUGCAGUGUUUUUACUUUCGAUGUCGCCGCAAACAAGUCUCGUCUCCCGCUGGCCAAGAAUGCGAUGCGCAAGUUCCGAACCCUGAGACAUCCCGGAGUGCUGAAAGUGUUGGAUACGAUUGAGACAGAUUCGCACAUCUACAUCGUAACGGAGAGAGUCGCGCCUUUGUCCUGGUCCGUGAAGCGGAGGAGUCUGAGUGAGGAGACGGCAAAAUGGGGUCUGUGUACUGUGGCAUCUACGCUCAAGUUCAUCAACGAAGACGCCUCUUCCGUGCACGGCGCCGUUCGAGUCUCGUCCAUAUUCACUAGUGAGAGUGGGGAAUGGAAGCUGGGAGGGUUUGAUAUCCUCAGUUCUAUGAAUGAUGAUGAUGCAGUCAUAUACACAUAUGGCAGCUUAGUACCCGACUCCGCUAGAUACAGUCCUCCGGAGAUCAGCAAAGGCGGGUGGGAAACGAUCAAACGCAACCCUCUGACGGCCGUCGACUCCUACGGUCUGGGAAUUUUGAUAUUUGAAGUCUUCAACGGCAGUUUCUCAGGUGGAGACCAGGUGGGAAAGACGACAAAUAUACCACCAAGCAUGCAUCAGAGCUACAGACGGCUGUGCAAUGCCAACCCCAAGUUGCGGCUGAGUCCGGCGAAUUUUGUGGAGCAGGGAAAGAAGAUCGGCGGCUUUUUCGAGACGCCACUCAUCCGGUUGACGGAUGAUAUCGAGAGCCUGGGACUGAAGAACGAUGCCGAACGAGAGGAAUUCAUCAAUGAAUUGGAAAGCCUUUCGGAUGACUUUCCAGAAGAGUUCUUCAAGUUGAAGGUGCUCCCAGAACUGCUCAAAUCUGUAGAAUUUGGAGGUGGAGGACCGAAGGUCUUGGGUGCCAUUUUGAAGAUUGGAACCAAACUCACAGAUGACGAAUAUGCGUCGAGACUGACACCGGUCAUUGUUCGUUUGUUUGCCAAUCCGGACCGUGCUUUGCGGGUCAGCUUGCUGGACAAUCUGCCCUUGAUGAUCGAUCGCCUGCCUCAGAAACUCGUCAAUGAUAAGAUUUUCCCGCAAAUGACGUCCGGUUUUACCGAUGCCGCCCCCGUCGUUCGGGAGCAGACCGUCAAGGCCGUCUUGACGGUCAUUGGCAAACUGUCCGACAGGACUAUCAACGGCGAACUGCUGCGAUACUUGGCCCGAACCGCAAACGACGAGCAGCCCGGCAUCCGUACCAAUACAACAAUCUGCUUGGGCAAGAUUGCCAAAAACCUGGGGCAAAGCUCGAGAUCGAAAGUGCUUAUUGCUGCCUUUACCCGCGCGAUUCGGGAUCCAUUUGUUCACGCCCGAAAUGCUGCUCUUCUUGCUUUCGCAGCAACGAUGGAAUUCUUCAGCGAAGAAGACUGCGCAAGCAAAAUCAUGCCCGCGAUAUGCCCGGCUCUCCUAGAUAAGGAAAAGCUUGUACGUGACCAGGCAAACAAGACCCUUGAUUUAUACCUUCAGCGCGUUCGCAAGUAUGGCAGCACCAUGCCCGAUACUGCGCUGCCGCCACCCAAUGCUGCGGACGCCUCCAACAACAACAAUGCCGCGCGCAUAGGGACAUCGAACGAUACGUCGUGGGCCGGAUGGGCUAUUUCUUCAUUCACGAACAAGCUUACAGCGGCCAAGGGCGAGAUAGGACCCAGCGCUAACGGCAGCACCCCAGCCGUGACUGAGCCAGCACGGCCGGCUUCUGCGCCUCGGCCGGCCAAACCAUCCACGCCAGAACCGAAUUCUAAAGGUGGUUUGCAUGCUGCCGCCCCUCCUCUGGCACGAUCGACUUCUGAACAGCCAGUUCGGGGAACCACGGAGGACAAUCAUGCAGAAGAGGACCACGACGACUCUUGGGGGGCAGAUGCCUGGGGGGCGAUGGACGAGGAGGACCAGGCGGGACAGAAAGACGAAGACGCCUUCUUUGAUGCAACGACGAGUCCGAAGGCAACACCCAGUCCCGGGAGGACUCCUGCUCCUUCGGCCGUUCCCUACGACGAUGGUGGUGAACCUGACUUUGCAGGCUGGCUGGCCGCACAGUCCAAAGCGAAAGCCAAGAAACCCCUUCCCAAGGGCUUGACCAAGUCCGCAUCGACCAAGGAAGUUCCCACGCGACCUGCGGGCGUCUCACGGACCGCGACGACAGGGACAGCGAAAUCGGCGAAGCCUACAGUGUCGAAGACCAUCGACACGAAGCCCAAAGAUGAGGGUGACGACGAUGGCUGGGGAGAUGCAUGGUGA